GCUGCCCACCGCCUCCAAUCACUACUCUGCUCGGAGGGCUUUAAAUAUGCAUGGGCACGUCACGUUGUAUGAGUCGGGACCGGUCCGUAGGGAGGGAGCCAAUAUCUAUAUAAAUGUGGCCAGGGUGGGCCGGGAAGAGAGGGAGGUGGGGCGGGGGUCUACAGCCCCGGUGACCGCAGCCCAAGUUGGCGACACCGGUGAGUUGCUCCUCUCUCGGCUCUCCCUCGCUGCUUCUAUCAAAGGAGCGCUGACCCGGGGAGGAGGUGGGAGGUGCCGCGGGUGCCGGGCGCCCCCCGGUCCCCAGGCAGCCGGCACCCCAGAGAGGACCUGGCAUUUGGGCCCAGAAGGCGUCGGACUAGAGGAAGGCACGUUCCCUAAGGGCGUGUGGUCACUGCCGCCUUCUACUACCAGUCUGCUUCUGGAGCGAAGUCCCUGUCCGAGGUUUUAAAUCUUGGUUUUGGUCCCCAAGCCCCAGGCCCUUUCCGGACCGAACAGGUGAGCGCUGCGUGCUACCAGCGCCCCAGCUCUCGCGCCCCCAGUGCUCCGAGCCGCCUGGCCGCCCCCCGCAGGCUCGCCAUGUUCCCCUGGGGGCUGAGCUGCCUGUCAGUGCUGGGGGCAGCGGGCACCGCUCUCCUGUGCGCCGGCCUGCUGCUCAGCCUGGCCCAACACCUCUGGACGCUCCGCUGGACGCUGAGCCGGGACCGGGCCUCCGCCCUGCCCCUGCCCAAGGGUUCCAUGGGCUGGCCCUUCUUCGGCGAAACGCUGCACUGGUUAGUUCAGGGCUCUCGCUUCCACAGCUCCCGCCGGGAGCGCUACGGGACAGUGUUCAAGACGCACCUGCUAGGCAGGCCGGUGAUCCGCGUGAGCGGCGCCGAGAACGUGCGCACAAUCCUGCUGGGCGAGCACCGCCUGGUGCGCAGCCAGUGGCCGCAGAGCGCGCACAUCCUACUGGGCUCGCACACUCUGAUCGGCUCAGUCGGUGAGCCGCAUCGGCAGCGGCGCAAGGUCCUGGCUCGAGCGUUUAGCCGUGCGGCGCUGCAGCGGUUCGUGCCCCGCCUGCAGGGGGUGCUACGGCGCGAGGUGCGCUCCUGGUGCGCGGCCCGCCGGCCGGUUGCUGUCUACCAGGCCUCCAAGGCUCUUACCUUUCGCAUGGCUGCGCGCAUCUUACUGGGGCUACGGCUGGACGAAGCGCAGUGCGCGGAGCUGGCCCGGACCUUUGAGCAGUUUGUAGAGAACCUCUUCUCGCUGCCCCUGGACGUACCCUUCAGCGGCCUGCGCAAGGGCAUCCGGGCACGAGACCAGUUACAUCGGUACCUGGAGGAGGCCAUCGUAGAGAAGCUUCACGAAGACAAGGCUGCCGAGCUGAGUGACGCCCUCGACAUGAUUAUCCACAGCACUAGGGAGCUGGGCCAUGAGCUCUCAGUGCAGGAGCUGAAGGAGACGGCUGUGGAGCUCCUCUUCGCCGCCUUCCUCACCACGGCCAGUGCCAGCACGUCCCUCGUCCUGCUGCUACUGCAGCACCCGGCGGCCGUCGCCAAGAUCCGGCAGGAGCUGGCGGCGCAGGGGCUGGGGCGCGCUUGCGGCUGCGCGCCGGGGGCCGCGGGGGGCGGCGCGGGGCCCCGGCCCGACUGCGGCUGCGAGCCUGACCUCAGCCUGGCGGCGCUGGGCCGUCUGCGCUACAUCGACUGCGUGGUCAAGGAGGUGCUGCGCCUCCUGCCGCCCGUGUCCGGGGGCUACCGCACUGCGCUACGCACCUUCGAGCUCGACGGCUACCAGAUUCCCAAGGGCUGGAGCGUGAUGUAUAGCAUCCGGGACACGCACGAGACGGCCGCAGUGUACGGCAGUCCGCCUGAGGGCUUCGACCCCGAGCGCUUCGGCGCGGCGGGCGAGGAGUCGCGGGGCGCCUGCGGCCGCUUCCAUUACAUCCCCUUCGGCGGCGGAGCGCGCAGCUGCCUCGGCCAGGAGCUGGCACAGGCCGUGCUCCAGCUGCUGGCGGUGGAGCUGGUGCGCACGGCGCGCUGGGAACUGGCCACGCCUGCCUUCCCCGCCAUGCAGACCGUGCCCAUCGUGCACCCGGUGGACGGGCUGCGGCUCUUUUUCCACCCGCUCGCGCCUUCGGCGGCGCGAGAUGGGCUACGCCUCUGACCCUCUGCGCUUCGGAACAAGGCUUGGCCAGCGGCAGCGGCGUGCUCUCAGCGCCGCCCAUCUGCGGCUUCUUAGGUUUCUUAGUGCCGGGCAGGGCGCUCGCUCACUCGCUCAACAAACGGUCACCGAAUGCAGCUCUGUGCCAGACUUUGAGGGCGGAGGAGCGCGAGCCCCCGCCACUGCGCCCACGGAGCCCGGGAGAAGCGCCCAGGCCGGUGGGAAGGUGCUUCCUGGCCUCUGAGCCCUGAGGAAGGAAAGGUCCUGAGCCCAGCCUCUUAAACCUUUACUAGGUUUGCUAACAGGGAUGGAGGGAACAGAUCUUCACUAGGAGCUGCGGGUCCUCGCCUCCCUGUGCCAAGCCCAGGAGGUUGCAUGGAUCUUGGGGCCGCGGGGACGAUUGUCAGGGGAGGGUUGGACCGUGCCAGAGACCCAGCGAACGCAGCUGGGACCUGCAACCCUUGGGAGGAAGCGCAUCUCCGGUCUGGCUUUGGGCUACAGUUAAGACAUACCGAGAAGGCGCCCAACGGAAGGCCCUCAGGGAGCGGGCCUCGGCUUGGGGCCCCGCGGCCACUCUGCUGGUCUCAGUCUCAGCAGAAACAUGACUGUGGGCUCUCCCAGGGCUCUGAACAGCUCAAUAUCAUUGGAUUCUGCUGGUGACUUCUUAAAAGAAAAAUUCCUACUUCGA
This is a messenger RNA of Herpailurus yagouaroundi (jaguarundi), 2830 nucleotides long. RefSeq names its product cytochrome P450 family 26 subfamily C member 1 (gene CYP26C1). The transcript has 6 exons. The record is from RefSeq and is a predicted model, not a curated record. Bases 577 to 2145 code for a protein of 522 amino acids. Gene Ontology annotation, molecular function: monooxygenase activity; heme binding; iron ion binding. Gene Ontology annotation, biological process: sterol metabolic process. NCBI's taxonomy places the organism in Eukaryota, Metazoa, Chordata, Mammalia, Carnivora, Felidae.